ACCCUUUUUUACCCUUUCUUUCGUUGAACCAUGUUGACUGAUAUCAAUAACGUGCCUAUUGACCAAGCCUUGAAGGAGCAAGGAUAUGUCAUUGUUGACAAUCUGAUCCCUGAAGACCAGUUUGAAAAGUUAAAGGAAGCAUGUGACCGUGUGGUGAAGAGGGCAAGAGAUGGUGAUUGGAAGUAUCGCCGCUUGGUAGGCACACAGUUCCCCCCAUGGACCGAAGGUACCGACGUCUGGGGUGUGCAGCAUUUGAUCCAUCCUGACUUGCAAGAACCCAUUUUCUUGCAAUGGUAUGGCUCGGAAAAGCUCAUGGCGGCCGUAUGCCAGCUGCUCCACACCAAGCCCGAAGAUCUCCAAAUGGAAUUGUUCAACCUUCUCAUUAACCCUCAGGAUUCCGACUUUGACUUGACAUGGCAUCGUGACGCUAUUCCUGCUGAAACAUCGGAGGAAGUAGAAAAGGAAAAGCUCACCAUCCCUCACUAUGGCACCCAGUGGAACACUGCUUUGUAUGAGGACGCGUGUUUGUACGUUGUGCCCAAUUCGCACCGUCGUGUACGAACGGCUGAAGAGCGUGAUGUGACCAUUAACGAUCCAAAGAGCCACAACAUGCCCGGUCAAUUGCAGGUACGCUUGAAACCUGGUCAGACGGUAUUCUAUGACAACAACAUCUUGCAUCGUGCUGCCUACGUCUGCACGAGCAAGAGAGCAACUUUGCAUGCUUCCAUGGGUACCAUUGAAGGUGGUCACCAUCGUGCCGCCACCAUCUUCCAGCACGGCCUGGACUGGAUGACCGACGAUCGCUUCGUCCAAAGCAUUCCUGAUUCCCUGAAAAAGCCAUAUGCCAACGUCCGAGCCAUGGCUCAAAAAGCUGGUCUCGAAAAAAUGGAAACCAAGCCCAUCCAUUAAAAACCCUCCCCGCACCGGCUGCCCCCUCUCGUCCCCCUCAAAAAAAGAAGCGAAGAAAUACAAAUGUAAAAUACAACCAAAAACCUACGAUUAAGUUAAUAAAAAUGAUUUAUUUU
This is a messenger RNA of Radiomyces spectabilis, 1025 nucleotides long. RefSeq lists its product as uncharacterized. The record is from RefSeq and is a predicted model, not a curated record. Lineage: Eukaryota; Fungi; Mucoromycota; Mucoromycetes; Mucorales; Radiomycetaceae. The transcript is spliced from 4 exons. The coding region runs from base 31 to 909 and encodes 292 amino acids.